Messenger RNA from Trichoplax adhaerens, 4812 nucleotides. RefSeq lists its product as uncharacterized. The transcript is spliced from 21 exons. NCBI's taxonomy places the organism in Eukaryota, Metazoa, Placozoa, Uniplacotomia, Trichoplacea, Trichoplacidae. The record is from RefSeq and is a predicted model, not a curated record. The coding region runs from base 1 to 4812 and encodes 1603 amino acids.
AUGCUAGUCCUUUCCAUUUCAAAUGACAUAAUUCAACCUUUUCUGCUUGGAUGCAAUACAAAGAACAGCAAAAUUAUUCAAGCAUGCCUUGUUUCGAUCCAUCGGCUAAUCACUCAUAAAUUAGUGACGCAGGUCUCGGCAGCUAAGAUUGUGAAUAUGUUAUGGAUGUUAAUGGAAGAUGGAAUGGAAGAAUUAAAAAUUUUACAAACCCUGCUUGCCCUACUUACUACAACUACUGUUGUUCAUAACGAUCUACUUGCGAAGUGCAUUGUUUUAAGCUUCAAGUUAUACUCCUCUAAAGAUCCCGUAGUUUCUAAUACCUCUGCAGCAACUAUUCGUCAGAUAGUUUGCAUAUUGUUUGACCGUGUUCAAGCCGAAGAUGCUCAAGCAGAUCAGCUAUCUAGUGAACCAAUACUUCGAAGCCCGACAGACAAAUGUCAAUUUUCGUUACAGUCUUGCGCCCUAGAUGCCUACAUGUUCUUUCAGGAUCUUUGCUCCUUAAUAAAUGGAGAGCCUCCAAUUUGGGCCAUUGGGCUAUCAGAAAUGAUAAAAGCUUUUGGCUUGGAAUUACUUGAAUCAACUCUAAUGCAAAACCCCCAAAUUUUUUUAACUCAUCCCGAAUUUAGUUUUCUUUUGAAAGAAAGAAUCUGCUCUCUAGUAAUAAAGCUAUUCUCCCCCAGUAUAAAAUAUCGACAAGCUUCGCAACCGCCUUCGCUGGCAGUAGAACGGCCGUCCUUUGCAAUUUGUGUCAGGCUAUUGCGAAUGGUAUCUGUUUUAAUCAAGGAAUUCUAUAUGCUACUGGUGACCGAAUGUGAGAUUUUUCUUUCAAUUCUGAUCAAGUUCCUUGAUAUGGAUAAGCCGCUAUGGCAGCGAACUUUAGCAAUUGAAGUUUUACAUACAUUUUGCAUACAGGAGCAAUUAUUACGAUCAUUCUGCGAAUUUUAUGAUAUGCAAGAGCAUUCUACAAAGAUUUUUAAGGACAUUGUAAAUGCUCUAGGUGGUUUUAUUCAGUCAGUAUUUAAUGGAUCAUCUAAUUCGUCGAGUAUAUCUGGUCCCAGCGGUGCUGUAGUUGUAAAUGUCUCUCAGGCAGUAAGUAACAGUCCUACAUCAUCUGUUGGUAAUUCUACACAACAAGGUGGAUUUCUUUACCGAGGGUUGUGGAUACCAUUAAAUAUCCGCCCUCUUCCAGGCAUUGCAAAGCCCGUUUAUUUGGAUAUGUUAGAUAAAACUGAAGCACCUGCAAUAAUGGAUGGGUACACCCUUACAAUAGCUUUUUCGUCAUUGUUGGAUAUAAUUAAAAGCUUAACUCUGCUUAUGUGCCAUGACGUGCGCAGUUCUCCGUCUGAAAUGGAAGCUUCGGCAGAUGCUGGAACUCUAACUGGUAUUUACCGAUUAGCGGAUUCUCAGGAGGAUGUGAAUGCCGACCAGAAACUGUGGAAGAAAAUGAUUACCUCUUCUUGGUGUGGUCUACUGGCUGCAAUGUCACUUUUACUAGAUGCAAGUACUGAUGAAGGCACAACAGAAGCUUUAUUAAAAGGCUUUCAACAAUACACAAGCAUGUGUGGCCUUCUUCAAUUAGCAAUGCCGCGUGAUGCUUUUAUUACUGCAUUAUGUAAGGCAUCUCUACCUCCUCAUUAUGCACUAACUAAAUCAUUCGAUAGCGGAAAGACUUGGGUAGCUGAUGCAUCUUUGAUGCACAUUGAUAGUGAUGGUAACUCUUCAACUCGGAUGUCAUCUCGAACGUCAUUACUUCAGUCCGGAAUAAGUAGCCCGACUACAGCAGGAUCGGUAACGUUGACAGUCAAGAACAUGCAAUGUAUGCGAGCCUUACUUAGCAUUGCACACUGCCAUGGGAAUAUUUUAUCGACGGCUUGGCAACUAGUACUAUCUACUUUGCAAAAUCUGACACUGAUUCUUGGGCUUACGCCAACAAAGACCGGGAGUUUAGUUAACCCUAGAGGACCUGACAGUAUGACCGUACUAGUAUCGGCUUCGGUUGCAGGAGAGGUGCCUAUUGUUGCAACGAUGCUGUCAAGAUUAUUUGAAAGCUCGCAGUAUUUAUCCGACGAAGCGUUAUUGGAUCUGAUCGAAGCUUUAACAAAUCUAUCCCUAUAUAACAUAGAUGCUGCCUUGAAUAAGCGUGAACCAUGCUUAUUUGCUUUGGCAAAAUUACUUGAAACUACUUUGGUUAACAUUAAAAGAUCACAUGUAUACUGGGAUAAAUGCAGUGAUCAUUUACUACAGAUCAGUAACCAUAAUAUCAAUCAGAUGAGAAAUUUUGCUUGUGAGUCUUUAGCAAGUCUUGUUAGGAGUGCUUUAGAAGUGCUAAAAAGCGAUGAGAAUGUUAUAGUAGAAGAAAUUUUAUUUACUACGUUAGAAAAAAUGUCGUCCAUUACUUUUUCAGAUGUAAGGCAAGUUCAACUAUCAUCAUUAUUACAAUUAUUGAAUACUUUUGGGAAUUCUAUUAAAACCUCCUGGUUAACAAUUCUAAGAAUUAUUGGUACAAUUACUGAUAAACAGGGAGAAGUUCUGAUCCGAACUGCUUUUCAGUGUUUACAACUUGUCAUUACAGACUUUUUACCGACGAUGUCAUUCAAAUGCCUGCCUGAUUGUAUUAUUGUUGCUAGUAAAUUUGGUACUCAACACCAAGACUUAAAUUUAAGUUUAACUUCAAUAGGUUUACUUUGGAAUAUCGCUGACUAUAUUUGCAGUAAUUACGACGCAAUUAAGUCGGAGCUAAAAGAAAGCAUAGCGGAAACAACUAAAUCGAACUGCAGUAUUGAUGACAUUCUCUGGGUGAAAUUAUUUUCAUGUUUAGCGGAUUUAUGUGUGGAUACUAGGCCGGCGAUCCGAAAAAGUGCCGCCCAAACCUUAUUUUCCAUGAUGAGUGCUCACGGAGGCCUACUUGAUGCUAUGGUGUGGCAUACUGUGCUUUGGCAAGUUUUAUUUCCACUGUUAGAUAAUGUUAACAGUUCCUCUCAUAUGGCAGCAAAUAUUAAGGCUGAUACUUCCGAAGCUGGAAUUCUUAUACAUCAUUCAAGAGACACCGUGGAAAAGCAAUGGGCAGAAACUCAGGUUUUGACGUUAGCUGGUGUUACCCGUGUCUUUAACGAACAUAAUCAAAUUUUUGCUAAAAUGACGGAAUUUCAACGUGCAUGGGUUUUGCUUUUAGAACAUAUAGAAAGUUCUGCUAUGAACACCAACAGUGAAGUAUCUUUGGCCUCGCUGAAAUGCUUUCAAGAUAUUUUUAACUUAGAAAGUAUAUCUGAAGGGAGCAGACCACACCAGGGUGUACAAACUUCAGAAACUGAUAGUAGAUAUGUUAGUAUUUGGUCAAACGUUUGGCGUGUAUGGUGUAAUAUAGGCAGAGGGUCAACGAAAUUAUCAGGAGAACUUUUAUCAAAUCAUAAAAACAAAAUAAAUGAUUUCUUGCCGUCUCAAACGUUUCUCGUAACUUUCCUAAGAGCAUUUCCAUCAUUAUAUGUUCAUAUUGGCGCACGAUUUGUAACAAAUGAUAUUCAGCAGACUAUGAAUAUUUUAUAUGAUGCAGUACGGAUCCCUGUCACACCUGACAAUCUGCCUUUUGUGCUAAGUAGCGCCAAUAAAGAUUCUAUAACACCUUUACAAGAAAUCAUCAUUAAUGGCAUCAAUUGCUUGUGUAACUUGCCUUACGGCGAUAUAGACUCAUCUACAUUAAACGCCAUUAACUCUUGUCAAAAAGGAAGAUCUUUGAUGUAUCCUACAUUAUUUACGGAACUUCUACGAUUUACUGAACUUGCUUCCCUCCCUCCUAAACCUCCAAUAUUUUUCGAAUCAGAUGCUCAAGCAAAAAAUAUUCCGGCUGGCCUAUCGGUAGUAAAUUGUGUUCCUUUUGCAGAAUUGUGUAUAAAAAUUACAGUUAAUAUGUACAAGGCAACCGCAUAUGAUGCUACAGUGAUAAAAGGAGGCGUGCUGAAACAAAUAAUUAAGUCGCUAGGUAUCCCUUUGGGUUUAAAGUACGGUUGUUCGUCUCAAUCUACGUGGAGAUUGGCAUUUCAAUCCUUACAUGAAAUACUAGAGAUUGGCCUGAUUGCUACACAAAACGAGUUAGAGAAAGAUGAACUCACGGAGAUUUUUGAUGAUAUGUGGUUAGAGUUAAUAAACACGUUCGAGAGCUUUUUGUUUUCGGCCCACCCUCCGCCUCCUUCAUUGUCAGUUAGUGAGUAUAUAUCACACGAAGAAAUGGAUAUAAAGAUAAUAGCGCUGCUGAGAGAUAAAAUUUUGUCUCAUGCCCAUAUGUUACCUUACGAAUUUUUAAACCGAACCAUGAGUCUACUUAAACGUGGGUCUAUUCACUCGGCUGCGUCUGCGGUAUUUCAAGAUCUUAGUGAUAACAAUUUACCUUUGAGAGAAAGAUUUGCACAAGCGUGUUUCGAAACGUUAUUGUCGUUUUCUUUAUCAAAGGAUAAAUACAUUUAUACCAAACAUAGGGAAGAUCUUUCAAGUUUGGCCAUUACAUCAAUGCUUGAAAGAUGUUUGGAAGUACUGAAGAAAUACAAUAUCGAUGAACGCCUUAGUGGUUCUUACCCUUUACCAAACUUGCGCAUGGCCGAAGUUUUACUUGUUAUGAAAGCUAUCUCAACGUUAAUGACUACCUUAAUAGACUCUAAAGACAAUUCUCGAGACAUCGUUUAUGAAAAUAUCUGGAUACGAGUAGUUGCUCUAUAUCCCACAUUGGUUGACUGCAUAACUUGUAAGUCAGAAAACGUUAGACUGAAUUUAAAAGAGGUUUUAAGAAAAUUUAAAGAUGUCCUUGUAAUACCACGCAGUUAA